AAUUUGGAAUUUUUUUAUUUUUAUUUUUACAAAAAAUUAGAGCAAGCAAAAAGAAAAUAAAAUACCUCCAAAUUUUCCACCAAACUAUAGGUUAUAAUAAAAUACACAAGAAUAAUCAAUAUUGAAGACCAAAAAAAUGAAAUUCAUUCCAAUACUAAAACCCUUUAUAGUUCUCUUAAUCACUUUUGGUUUGACCAUUUAUUUUGUGUUGCUUUUUGAGCCAACAAAUUUAUCUUCCACUAAAAAAACUGAAGUUAUGGCUAGAAGUUUCAUUCUUUGGUUACAUGGAUUAGGUGAUUCUGGUCCUGCUAAUGAACCUAUUAAGACAUUGUUCACUUCCCCUCAAUUCAAGAAUACAAAAUGGUCUUUUCCUUCUGCUCCUUCUAAUCCAGUUACUUGCAACUAUGGUGCUAUCAUGCCGUCAUGGUUUGACAUUCAUGAAAUACCAGUGUCACCUAGUUCGCCAAACGAUCAAAGUGGUUUGCUCAAAGCGGUUAAGAAUGUUCAUGCAAUGAUCGAUAAAGAGAUCGAUGCUGGAACUAAUCCUAAUAAUGUUUUCAUAUGUGGAUUUAGUCAAGGAGGUGCCUUGACGUUAGCAAGCGUUCUUCUGUACCCAAAAACUCUGGGAGGAGGUGCCGUGUUUAGCGGAUGGGUCCCCUUUAAUUCUUCUAUAUUAGAGCAAACAACUCCUGAAGCUAAAAAGACCCCUAUUCUGUGGUCUCAUGGUAUGGCUGAUAAGACGGUACUGUUUGAAGCCGGACAAGCAGGGCCACCUUUCCUGGAACGCGCUGGUAUGACUUGCGAAUUCAAGGCUUACCCCGGUCUUGCUCAUUCGAUAAACAACGAGGAGUUGAAGAACCUGGAAUCGUGGAUCAAGACUCGUGUUCAGAGCAAUUCUUGAAGAUCCGCGCGAUAUUCGAUUCGAAAAUUUGUGCUAUCAAACUCCUCCUGGAUUCAAAAUUUGUUGCCUAAUUGUGUUUGUGUGAUGAACUUUCUUUAUAUUACAAAUUUGUAGUUAAGUUGCUUUAUGUUCUAAUGUGUUUUUCUUGGCUCAUUUAACAAAUGUAGUUAUGAAAUAUUGGGCAAAAUAAUUGAAAUGCUGUGAAAUUCCUUAUUA
Messenger RNA from Capsicum annuum, 1117 nucleotides. Its product is annotated as probable carboxylesterase SOBER1-like. The transcript is spliced from 6 exons. Lineage: Eukaryota; Viridiplantae; Streptophyta; Magnoliopsida; Solanales; Solanaceae. The record is from RefSeq and is a predicted model, not a curated record. Gene Ontology annotation, biological process: protein depalmitoylation. Gene Ontology annotation, molecular function: palmitoyl-(protein) hydrolase activity; carboxylic ester hydrolase activity. Gene Ontology annotation, cellular component: cytoplasm. The coding region runs from base 137 to 901 and encodes 254 amino acids.